Messenger RNA from Phyllopteryx taeniolatus (common seadragon), 2296 nucleotides. It is a transcript of the gene scfd2, whose product is annotated as sec1 family domain containing 2. Gene Ontology annotation, biological process: intracellular protein transport; vesicle-mediated transport. The record is from RefSeq and is a predicted model, not a curated record. NCBI's taxonomy places the organism in Eukaryota, Metazoa, Chordata, Actinopteri, Syngnathiformes, Syngnathidae. Bases 88 to 2157 code for a protein of 689 amino acids. The transcript is spliced from 10 exons.
CGCGUCACUGACACGUCAUCAACGUGUUUGUUGUCUUCCGGGCUACGCUGUCACUCGUUUGGCCGCCGACUGUCUUGUGUGGUCGAAAUGCUUACACCGGAGGCGGUGUGGGACUUCCCGGUGCAAAUGUGGGACCGGGUUCUGUCCAAGGUGAACCGGGCGGUGGUCUUCAUGGACGACCCCUGCGCGGAAGUCCUCCACUGGAGCGCCGGGGGAGCCGCCGCGUUGUUCGAAGCCGGAGCCCGAAACGUGAAGCGGUUCUCCAGCUUCGAGUCGUGUAGCGAGGACGAGCCCAAAGCGGUGUUUGUGGUGAGCACCUUGUUGAAGGGACGCACCGUGGACACCCUAAAGGACAUCAUCUCGCUCAGCCACUUGCAGUACUGCGUGGUGGUCACGGCCGUGUCCCACUCGCUGCACCUGCUCGCCAACAACGUGGCGGCGGAAGCGGACGGCGCCGCGCCCGUCUUCGAGCAGCUGGAGGACAAGCUGUGCGAGUGGAUGGGCGACAUGAACUACACGGCCGAGGUCCUGCACGUGCCGCUGUCUUUCGCCCUCGUGUCCCAGCAACUGCUCCUGGCGCCCGCCUUUGCCCGCCUCUUCCCGCUGCUGCCGCCCGAUUUGCGCGCCCUCAAUGCCACGCGGCCAGAUAAGAAGCGCUUCGCCAGCCUUCUGGACGUGGACGUGCACGCACUCCCCUCCGAGCUUCAGCUGCAGAUUAAGGCGCUGGCGGGAGCAUUGAAUGCCCUGUUUGAGGCCACCGGCACCAGGGAGGAGAGCUUCGCCGUGGGCCCCAUGAGUCGCCUCAUUGCAGGGGAACUGGCCGGUCACCCCCAGGCCAAGACCCGAAGGAAAACGGCCCCCAAUAAGGCCUCCAUCAUCUUUGUGGACCGCACCAUGGACCUUACAGGUGCAGUCGGUCACCAUGGCGACAGCCUGGCGGAGAAGAUUUUGACAGUGCUGAAACCUCUGCCUGGUCACGUGACGGAUGUGCAGGUCGACAUGCGAGAACUGACCAGCGUGCUGAUCAGUCCUGGUUCAGAAAGCUGCGUGGCACCGGGCUGCCUGGCACAAACACGCUCGCCUGUAGCGCGUUCCCUGUGGGAGGCCAUGCUCACCGGCAAGCACAAGGAAGGCGUGAUGGAGGUCCGACGGCAGCUUGUGGAAGCGGCCAGCAAGGAGAAGCUGCCCAUCAAGAUGAGCAUGGGCCGCGUGACCCCGGAGCAGCUGCGCUCCUACGCGCGGCCGUUCCGAGGCGAGGCGGGGGCGCUGGAGAGUCACUGCGGGGUACUCCAGCUGGGCCUGGCCACGGCGCAGACCCUCCGACACCCCCUGUUACCCCGCUGGGACGCCUGCCUGGCCUUCGAGAGGCUGCUGCUGCAGGCUCUCGGAGACUCCGACUUCCACGCGGUGCUGAGUCAGCUGCUGCCCUUGACGAAGCCCCGCGGAGGCCACGACGGCGACGCCGGCUUCGCGGGGGACGAGUGCGGGCCCGACGAGCUGAUCCUGCUGCUCGUCUACUUGUACUCGCUGGCCGACGAGGCCCGGCCGGCGACGCGGGAGGACGUCCGGCCGCCGGAGCGGCUGGAGCGGGAGCUGAUCGGAGCGCUCGCGUCGGCCAUCGCCGGAGAGACGACGCUCAGCCCCUUGAUGCAAAAGCUCACAGGGUGUCCACAGGCGGAGGACUUGAGCACCGAGCGGGUCCACUCAGCGAUGGAGCGUAUGUUCGAGACCCUCCGCGGCCUGCGCCACUCCCGAGAUCACCUCAAGCAACUGCGUCGCGUCUACACGGCCAGCGACGGCGUCCACCAGGCUACCUAUCGCCCUUUCCUGCGACAGAUCCUGCAGGAAGUCUUCCACCCCGACAGGCACGAAUGCGUCGACAUCGAGCACAUGUCCGGGGGCCUCACGGAUCUCCUGAAGACAGGCUUCAGCAUGUUCAUGAAGGUGAGCCGCCCGCAUCCCGGCGACAACCCGCUGGUCUUCCUCUUCCUAGUGGGCGGAGUCACACCCUCGGAGCUCCGUCUGGUCAAGGAGACCUUGGCCAACUUGAAACCGGAAAGUCGGGUUCUGGUCCUGUCCACCGGGCUGCUGAGGCCCGCCGACGUUCCCGAGCUGCUCUUCGCCGCCCAAAGAUUGACGCCCGACAUCGGCGUGUGAGGUGCCGGCCAAAGGAGUCCUCACACUGUGUACUUAAGGAAAAGUACAGAAAAAAGAAGACUUCCUUCCACAUUGAACUGUCCAUGAACUCAAAUGUAAUUAACAUCAUUCACCGAGCAUUCUUUUAGCUGCGGGAUGU